Trichosporon asahii var. asahii CBS 2479 is the source of this 765-nucleotide messenger RNA. The record is from the annotation of a RefSeq genome assembly. NCBI's taxonomy places the organism in Eukaryota, Fungi, Basidiomycota, Tremellomycetes, Trichosporonales, Trichosporonaceae.
AUGUUUAAUAAUAAUAAUAAAUUAAAUAAUAAUUAUUAUAAUACUAAUAAUAUGUUAAUGUCAUCUAACAACUAUAGUUUUAACAAAAGUUUAAACAAAGGUAGUAUUCAUACAUUAAAUGCAGAAAAACUAAGAACUAAGAUUAUUGAUCACUUUUUUUCACCUAUUAUAGCUUUAUCAAGCAAACCUACUUUUAUUGUGUCAAGAGAUAAAGUAAUUGUUAACGUAUUCUAUUAUAUUCCUAAAUCUGAAGCAGAAUUAGAAGAAGAUAAAGGGUACAAAAAAGUACGAUAUGGAAGAAAAAAAAUUCAAAGUUUAAAUCAAAAUACUCUAAAUAACUUAGGAAGAACAUUAAGAAAAUUAUUUGACCGAAAAGUAGAACUACAAUUUGUAAAAUUAAAUUACCCUUAUUUAAAUAGAACAAUUUUAGCCAAAUAUAUUGGUAUCAAUAGAAAUAAUUACAAAUUCAAUAAAGUUGUGGGUUCUAUUUUCAGAAAUAGACCUGUAGUAAAAAAUAAUUUUGAGAAUUUUAGUAAUAAAUAUACGAGAUUAGAUUUACCUUCGCAUAUGCUAGGUAUGAAAAUUCGAGCAUCUGGUCGAUUAAAUUCUGAGCGAGCUAAACCACGAUUAACAGUAAUAGAAAGAAAAUUAGGUAAUUUUAAUGAUAAAAAUGGAACUUAUACAGAAUUAGGUUCAUGGACAAUAAAAAGUCGACAUGGAGCAGUUACAGUAAAAGUUUGGAUUACUCAUAAAAUGAUCCCCUAA